AUGCAUUCAAAUAGUAGCAGACCCUUCUCGCCUCCGGGCAGGUCGGCUGCCCCCGAGGAAAGAGUUGGAGCUAUUUUUGAUCGCGUGGAUAACGACCCACAGUCCAUCCAAUCGGCAAGACCUAAAAAUUGUGGUAAAUGGGACGAGGCACGGAAAAUCGAUUAUGAGAUCUUCCAAGAGCACCUGCGUGCACUAGGUGCGGACCAUGUCCGUACUCUCUCCUUCGGGUACGACGUGGCGGAGAUUGAGCUGGAGUCUGGCUAUGUCAAUAAAGCAAAGCCUCAUGGCAGAGAUCUAUGCCAGCAAGGCAAGUAUCAAGAAUCUGAGUCGGUUUGUGCAAAUGUGCUCGCCCGCCAACAGAUGAACAUCGGAGAGGAGCACUUUGAUACGUUGGACACUAGACGUCGCCUCGGUAUGGCAUACAACUGUCUCAGCCCUCGGGAAAACGCAGUUGUGACGGCUCAAAACCUCACAGAGAGCCUCAAGCGCUUACUCGGUGACAACCAUGUCCGAAUUUUCGCAGCGGCCCUAGAUACUCUUGAGUAUGUGAUUUACAAUCACACGGAGAGCUCUGUUUACCUGUCUAUUUCCUUGCAGCCAGACCUACAGCAAGCACUAGAAAUGCUGCCCGGUGUACAUCAGGAGCUACUUGAUGCUCUUGGCCGCGGAUAUCCUUUGACAAUCCGAGCUCUCUCACUACACGGCCGAGGAUUGACAAGAGCUCAGUAG
Penicillium maclennaniae is the source of this 729-nucleotide messenger RNA. RefSeq names its product LipA and NB-ARC domain protein. The transcript is spliced from 2 exons. The record is from RefSeq and is a predicted model, not a curated record. Gene Ontology annotation, molecular function: protein binding. Lineage: Eukaryota; Fungi; Ascomycota; Eurotiomycetes; Eurotiales; Aspergillaceae. Bases 1 to 729 code for a protein of 242 amino acids.